CCGACACGAAUCUAUGAUACGAUUAUCACAUAGAAUCCCGUAGCUAGAUUCUUUUGUCGGCAAAGCGGCGAAGGUUCGCAGUGGUUCUCUCACGUGUCUGGUUUGCAAUCAAGCUUAACGAGCGAGCGAAAGCGGAAGCUCCUUGGAUGCGACCUAUUAGUACACUGGCUCUAGAGCAGGCAUGGGCACGAAACCGGCUCAAAGAGCGCGUCUGACAGCGAUGUUGUAUACCAAGUCAAUUCACUAUCAUACUUAAAUAGUCCGGCUUCCUCACCAUCUUAUCUUAUUUCAAUAGCCCGGUUUUCUCAUCGUAUUUUAGCAACAAACAUCCCAAAUCUUUUCUUCUAAUGACUCAACCGAACUACUCAGCUCCGAACCUUGACCCCCUGACUCCUGACCUCAUCCCUUACCGACCACUAGACACAAAGUAACUCCCACUUUCCUAUUUUUCCAAUUCUAUAAAAUACCCGACACGUUUUCCUCCGCGCUCAGAUUUUGCCGAACAGUUUUAGAAGUAGAGUCUACGCUCGACCGACGAAUAUUGUAUCCAAUAAAACUUCAUCUGUAUUUCAUUUGUUUAUUUAAAUAAACUACCUGUGUGAAAUACAACAUAAUUUUUGGCGACGAGGAUGGGAUGUCCAGCACUCUACAUACAGUGAACAAAAGUGGAAUUAGCAACUCCAUCCUGUAAACCGAGUGGCAGCAUUCAAGUUGCUGAGAACUUGGACAUCGAACGAAACGAAGUACAAAGGAUACAGCAUACCGGAAGGAAAUCCUGCAACCUGGUUGAAAAUACUGGACCUAGCAACGCCAGCACCAAUUGCGGACAAAAAACUUUCCAUAAUGAAUCAGACAAUUCUAAUCCUCCUUCUACUUCCGCUCCUAGCCAGCAGUCAUUUUUUCUCUCACCAUCCUUUCGAGAAAUCAAGCGGAAUCUUUUAUAACAAAAAAGGAACAGUACUAAUUGCGAAUUCGAAACUUACAUUGCUUUCAUAUAUGAAUAAAACUCACCUAAAUAACGCAAUUAUGAUUAUCGACAACUAUCUUGUUAAAACCAAAGCUAUUUGUAAUUUGACAUUGCAAGAUCCAACUCGAAAAGGUCAUACUAGUUUUCAUUGUGAACGCACUAUUCAAUUAAUCGAAGCAGAAGUAUUAGAAAUCAAUUCGAAACGUGAAAUCCUUCAACAACUAACUGAGAAAUUGGUUAUCAGGAAAAGACGUGGCCUUCUAAAUGGCAUGUCAUAUUUGUUAAAAUGGGCUUUUGGCACUCCCGACGCUGAUGAUGCCCAAUUCUAUGAAGACAGCAUCAAAACAUUAAUAAAUAAUAACAGGCAAACACAAACUUUGCUUAAGUCACAAGUCCAAGUGAUUACUAACACUAUUAAAAACUUCAACAGCUCCUUGUAUCUUCUUCAGAAUCAAGAGAAAGCAAUGAAUGAAAAUAUAGAAAUAAUCAAUUCAUUUACGGCUCAAACUAAUUCAUAUAUUUCACGUUUACAAAUGGAAUCUACGGUAAACCAACUGGUUACCACUUUAAAUAUGCUAGUAAGUCAAAUUAAUCGAGAAUUCUCAAAAUAUAUAGAAGCUAUUAAUCUGGCUGAACAUAAUAUCGUUUCACCAUUCAUUAUCACUCCUAAGAUCUUAUUUGAAGAAUUAAAAAAUUAUAAAAAUGAACAUGAGUUAAUUAUGAAACCAAAUUUGGAAAAUAUACAUGUUUUUUAUAAAUUUAUUCAACUUCAUGUAAUUUCCACAAACGAUAACAUAAUAUUUGCACUUCAAAUUCCUUUAGUCGUACGAACGAAAUUUGAUCUCUUUGAACUUAUUCCUCUUCCAAUCCAGCACAACGAUUCAAAAUUUUCAUCUUAUAUUAUCCCUCAGAAUCGUUAUCUCCUUUUAUCUCAAACUAAAUCACAAUUUACCUUCCUUAAUGAAUUGUCUAACUGUAACGAAUAUCGAGACGAGGAGUACGUCUGCUAUCACCUGCACACUACAGCUUCAACAAGUCAAGCAAUCUGUGAAAUUGAGCUGCUGUCUCCUCACAUAAAGAAAAUUCCGUCUACCUGUACGACGAAAACAAUCAAGGCAACCAUAGAAACCUGGAAUUACAUUGCAAAAAACCAAUGGAUCUACGUCCUCCAUGAGCCAACUACUCUAACCGUCAUGUGCGAAGAAGGUCAAAAUCACAUGGAAGAUGUGAUUCUUCAGAGAAGUGGAAUCAUUCACCUUCAACCUCGCUGCAAGGGAUAUACUAGUCUCUUUGUGAUUGAAGCCACCCACGAAAUUAGUAAAAAUGCAACCUACUAUGUUCCACGCAUGAACAUUCUGGAUGAUGACUGUUGCAUUCUGACACCUCAUCUAGAGGCAAUCGAAUCGGUUACCUUAAAGCCGAUACACCUUACGAACAUCGAUCUCACAGAACUCAAAUACGCCAACAAGAAAUUAGGUGAAUUUGAUGAGAUCAUUACUAAGCAAAUAAAUCAGCCAUUCAUAGUAACACAUACUAGGUGGUACACUGUUGCCCUUGGAACAAUUGUAGCGCUUCUGGUACUAUUUGUGCUACUAAAGUGCUGUAAAAAUUUCGGAUGUCUCCGCUGGUUACAACGACUAUGCUGUUCGACCACAGAUCCAAUUCGUGGAGAGAUCAACCCACCAUUAAUCAAGAACUUUGUCAACUGCAUCUUCGAUUCAUCAUCAUCAUCAUCUUCAAGACAAUCUACAACGCCGAACAACGAGAUAGUCACUUAUCAACCAAGAAGGGAUCGAGCCGUGGUCAUCAACCCAAUACCUGAGUUGUCGGAAGACGAAGAAACAACCCCUGUAGUUCGAGUCCAGUCACGACAAAGAACGCGAAGAAGUACCACUCCCCUCUAAAAACACAUGUAUCAUUGAUGUCCCUGUAUACUUUUUAUUAUUUUAUAUUAUUUUACUCAUAAUUCCUAUACUCUAAAACAAUCAUUUAAUCUUAUAAAAAAAAAAAAAAAAAAAAAAAAAAAAAAAAAAAAA
Molecule: messenger RNA, 3003 nt
Organism: Osmia lignaria (orchard mason bee)
Lineage: Eukaryota; Metazoa; Arthropoda; Insecta; Hymenoptera; Megachilidae
Source: RefSeq, a predicted model, not a curated record